UCGUUCAUGUGUAAUUUCAGAGUAAACUGGUGCCAGAAACGAGAUUCGCAGCUCUUAGGAGGUUUUAGACAGUAAGUCAUAAGAAAGCGAGUUAUAAAUUCUAGUUUUAAGAAAGCGACAGAAAUAUCAUGUGCAAAGCUCAACACUAACAUGAAUCUGACGGUUGCAGCGGAGCGCUUCUAAAGAGGGGGCGAUUUUAAAGUUUGUUGGAACACGCGACACUCGGAUUAUCAAAAGCGCAUUUUCUUCAACGAUUUUUUUGGUGGACGAAAACAAAAUACAUAUACAAAAACAGCCAGUCUCUCACUGUUUAUCACCACACAAUAACUUUGAGAGCGAUCCCACCACCUUUUUGACUUCAGUCCAGACUCCGUACAAAAAACGUAGCUGCACAGGUUCUCGUGCUAAGAGAGGGUGGUUUUCUGGACAGGUCUUGUGUACCUCUACACUGGUGAUGACAAUGACAUACAGGCAGGCGAUGGUGAACAGUCGCGUGGAAACCGCCGCUGUUGCGGUAACAGGAGGCAGCGGUGGGGCAGUGCGCUCCUGUGCAGGCUGCGGAGGUAGGAUCUCGGAUCGCUUCCUGCUCUUCUCCAUGGAUCGGUACUGGCACACGCGCUGCCUCAAGUGCUCCUGCUGCCAGGCUCAGCUGGGAGAGAUCGGCAGCACCUGCUUCAGCAAAGGAGGAAUGAUCCUCUGCAAGAACGAUUACAUCAGGUUGUUUGGUCACAGUGGGGCCUGCAGUGCAUGUGGACAGUCUAUCCCUGCCAGUGAGAUGGUGAUGAGGGCCCAGGGUAAUGUCUACCAUCUAAAGUGUUUCACUUGUGCCACAUGUCGAAAUCGCUUGGUGCCUGGUGACCGAUUUCACUACGUCAAUGGCACCAUCUUUUGUGAACAUGACCGACCAGGUGGAGCUUUGCUCAGUAGUCACCUGACCCCCCUGCAGAGCAACACCCUCCUACCCGACCAAAAGGUGUGCUGAGAAAACAAAGGAUUUAUAAUUUGCGGCGUGCCUUCUCUUCGUAUUUUCCCUCACAUCUUCCCUUCAAUCUAUCAUUGUGAAUGUCCACCCACACCCAAGAUGUCCACUUUACUUUCGUGAAUCCAGCCAGAACUACGCAAGUACUGUGGGUCACUUGCGAGACAAUCACCCCUAACGAGGGAAACACAAUCAAAUUGAAGAAAUCUGAAAAUGAUCACUCAUAUGUGGUCCAUCUGGUAUGGCUGGGAUGGCCUGAAGCCUUACUCUAUUAAAGAGCAGCCAAUUAAAGCUGGGGUGAUUUUGUUCCCUUUUGAGAAGUUUCUCAAGAAAUGUUGUGGAUGUUACCUGACAUUUUGGACUGCAUGGGUCUAUGGAUUAUGAAAGAUAUCACUUCUUGCCCACAAAAUGACAUCCAUAGAUCAAAAGACUGUUAAAACUCAGUUUUGUUUCAGUGGUGGUUGCCUUUAGCUUACAGGCCCUUUUCACUUUAAGUGUAAUUUGAUCUUUUUUGAAAACGUUCUGUCAUCUUUGGUGCCUAAAAAAAAAAAAAACAUUUUUAUGUCCAUUUUUUUCUCCUUUGUCAUUUACUUCUUCUUAGCAAGUAAUUAUACACAUGCACAGUACAGACACGUGAAAAUGUAUUGUUUUGUCUACUCGGGUUUAUGAUGUAUGAAGUGCUCUUUUUGAAAGAGUCAUAGUCUCCAGAGGAAACAGCAUGUUUUUUUUUCCAUGGUUUGGUAGAAUAAAUUAUAUGUCUGUAUGCAUAUUCUCUAAUAGAGACUGCUAUUCAGUGUCUGCCAAGACUUUUGGGAGAGUGAGGGAGAUGGAGAGUAAAAUUGUACAUAUCCCAUGUGCUGUUGUAUCGUGUUCAAUGGUUGACCUGUUUCCUUGUGUCCUCUGUUUAAACGGAGGAGCGUUCAAAAAAUAAGAUGUCUGUAAAAGAAAAAAGUACUUAAUUAAAAAACUAUAAUCAUCACAAA
Cyprinus carpio (common carp) is the source of this 1962-nucleotide messenger RNA. RefSeq names its product LIM domain only 4a (gene lmo4la). Bases 455 to 982 code for a protein of 175 amino acids. Lineage: Eukaryota; Metazoa; Chordata; Actinopteri; Cypriniformes; Cyprinidae. The record is from RefSeq and is a predicted model, not a curated record. The transcript has 6 exons.